This is a messenger RNA of Nerophis lumbriciformis (worm pipefish), 2208 nucleotides long. The record is from RefSeq and is a predicted model, not a curated record. NCBI's taxonomy places the organism in Eukaryota, Metazoa, Chordata, Actinopteri, Syngnathiformes, Syngnathidae.
AUGAAUUUACCAAAGGGCCCUGAUUCGCUGUGCUUCGACAAGGACAUUUUCAUGAAGGAUGACUUUGACGUGGAUCAGUUCGUGGCUGACUGUCGGAAGCAGGUGCAGCUGGAGGAGAUGCGAGAGGACCUGGAGCUCUACUACAAACUGCUCAAAACAGCAAUGGUGGAGCUUAUCAACAAGGAUUACGCUGAUUUUGUCAACCUCUCCACCAAUCUGGUGGGGAUGGACAAAGCCCUCAAUCAACUAUCUGUGCCACUCGGACAGCUAAGAGAGGAGGUCAUGAGCCUUCGGUCGUGCGUAAGUGUGGUUAUACAAUCCAUAGAUUCGCAGCUGUCGAAACAGGAAGACCUGCAGAAGAAAAAGGUUUGCGUCAUGAGGUUGAUCCAGGUAGUGCGCUCGGUGGAGAAGAUUGAGAAAAUUCUUAAUUCGCAAAACCCCAAAGAGUCCAACUCAUUGGAAGUCAGCAGACCCUUGUUAGCUGGUCAAAUCUUGGAGAGGAUUGCCACAGAGUUCAACCAGCUUCAAUUUCAUGCCAUGCAGAGCAAAGGCAUGCCCCUGCUGGACAAAGUCCGACCCCGCAUCGCUGGCAUCACCUCCAUGCUACAGCAGUCCCUGGAGGGUCUGCUUAUCGAGGGUCUGCAGACAUCCAAUGUGGAGAUGGUGCGCCACUGCCUGAGGACGUAUGCCACCAUCGACAAGACGCGAGACGCCGAGGCUCUGGUGGGACAAGUGCUGGUCAAACCCUUCAUGGAUCAGGUUAUUGUAGAGGAGACAGUCAAGUCCAGUCCAAAUGGUCUACAGGUGAUGUAUUCCAGGCUGCUGGAGUUUGUUCCUCAUCACUGCAGACUCCUGAGAGAAGUGACUGGAGGAGCCAUAUCCAGUGACAAAGCCGACAUCGUUCCUGGCUACGACUUCCUCGUCAACUCUGUGUGGCCUGAGAUGGUUAAAGGCAUUGAGGAGAGACUGUCUUACCUCUUCAACCCAGGAAAUCCGGACAUUUUCUACGAGCAUUACAGCACCAGCACUGACUUUGUGCGGCGGUUCGAGCGGCAGUGCAGCUCACAGGCCAGCGUCAAGCGGCUCAGAGCGCACCCGUCGUAUGUCGGCUUCCAAAAUAAAUGGAACCUGCCUGUGUAUUUUCAACUCAGGUAUAAGGAAAUAGCAGGAUGCCUGGAAAACGCCAUCGGUGAUGGUUUAGAGGCAGCGCCUGCGGGGAGCGCGUACCAUCUUCAGGCAUCGUUGUCAUUGCGGUCUUGCGUGGGACGCUGCUGGUCCGAUAAAGUCUACUUGCCACCGCUUGCACAUCGCUUCUGGAAGCUUACGUUGCAGCUGUACUCGCGAUACGGAACCUUCCUGGAAGAGGUGCUGACCAAGACGGUUUCGACAGAGGCGAGCAAAGAGCCCGCCCGCCCCCUGCCCAGCUCGGCAUCGUCCACAUCCAGUAGGGCGUCGCUAGAGGAGACGGGCAGCGACAGUGGUGGUCUCUCCUCGCUCUCUACCAUACAGCUUGUACACAUAGCCGCCGACGUCCAAAAACUCCAAGAGCAAUUACCAGAGGUUUCUGAAAUGGUCAGACAGCAUUUAGAAGCUCUCGGGUUUACAAACUUUGUCAUUGUGGAAGAGGCUUUAGCGGAUUCCAAGGCAGGUUUGUCCAGCAGCAUCCCUGCCCUCAACGAGCGCAUGACCCAUCACCUGAGCGAGCGCAGCUGCCGCUUCCUGAAGAGCGCGUCAGAGGUGCCGCGACUCUAUCGCAGGACCAAUAAGGAAGCGCCUGUGCGAGCGUCAGUGUACAUGGACAAUGCCCUGCGGCCAUUGCAUCAGCUGCUGAGCGACUCAACAGGCUUGGUGGACGAGGCGACGGUGCGCCAUUGGCUGAAGGUGACUCUUUCAGAAUGCACACAGAGGUACUACGAGACCAUUUCCGAGGUUUUGAGUUCUGUGAGGAAGAUGGAGGAGAGUCUGAAGCGACUGAAGCAAGCCAGGAAAGGAGCCGCCAGCAGUACCGGCACCGGCAGCAGCACGGCCGGAGCCAACAGUGCCCCGUCGGACGACGCCAAGAUCAGACUCCAGCUAGCUCUGGAUGUUGAGUACCUGGGGGAACAGAUUGAGAAGAUGGGCCUCGAUCCGGCAGACAUCUCCAAGUUCUCCCCUCUUAUGGAGCUUGUGAAAGAGGCCCGAGAGCUUGCAGAACACAACAACCCGUGA